GAAAUUUUUAUUUUAUUCUCUUUUUCUCAAUUUUCAGGAAAAGACGUCCACAUGUAAGAAAUCAUGGAUCUGCUGAGCUAUCUGUCUCCAUAUGUGAAGGGACUGCUAAAUAUAUGUGACACUCCAGGGGACUUGACUGAUGUACCUGACAGAUGCUGUUUAAAUGAUGAUGGUAUCCUGGAUAUGGAUUACAUUAAACUGCAAUUUCCUCCAGUUGCAGAAGACACUCCGGAAUAUUUCAUCGAGUGUGUUAAGAAACUGUCCCCUGUAUUCAAGCAGAUUGAAUCAUUGCUGAGAACACUUUCACCUGAUGAAUUCUCUAAGCGUUAUGGAGGACAUAUUGAAUGGACAUGUGAUAAGCAGAAAGUGCUACAAUGUCACUCAUUGCUAUUGAAGCCAGAAAGCUGCAGUGUAUUACCAAUCUUGCUGAACACAUUACUGCUUGAGAGAUCAUUGGGAGAUCUCUACAUGUUGGAGGGGAAACAGUGUCCCUCCAUGUUGAAAGAUCUCCUUGUCACGGCAGAGUUAACACAGUUGCUAGGUGACACUAUGGUCAGACUAUUACGGGUACUACUAGGUCCCCCUAUAUCUCUAAAUCUGCGUAAUGUGGUAUGGCAUGGUUUUGCCGGGCCGUCUGAUAUUCACAAAAGGCAUGGCUAUAUGCUGUUGAUGGUCACGGUGACCAUUGGUUCAAUAUUGGGAGAGAAAGCACUCAGCAUUCCACACAGAGAGUACAUUGACAUAAAAGACUCACAUUAUUUAGCCAUGCCAGGCAUAGAUAAAUUAGAUGAAAUUACCUUCAAAGAAGUUAUUCGCAAUAGUGACUUUAUUCCGCAUAUUAUGAAGACAAAUUGGUUUGAGGCUAUAGCUCAUUUCACAGCACGGAGAUAUGACAACUGUGUUGUGCUACUUGUCCCCUUACUAGAGCACAGUAUGAGAUGUGUCUAUGCCAGUGUUAACAACUGCCCUGAGAGAGUACUAACUGCCGAAUCAGCUGUACACUUUACUACUUUUGACGAGAUACUGAGCCCAGUGUUACAAGACGGGUCCAUAAAUAAACUCAGAGAAUGUCUAGGAGAUGGCUGUUUG
Molecule: messenger RNA, 1089 nt
Organism: Owenia fusiformis
Lineage: Eukaryota; Metazoa; Annelida; Polychaeta; Sabellida; Oweniidae
Source: the annotation of a GenBank genome assembly